AUGAAGGGAAAGUCUGAACGGACAGUCAUCAUUGCGGGAGGAGGCAUAUCCGGCCUUUCCCUCGCCAAUAUGCUAGAAAGGGCUGGCAUACGCUACGUUUUGCUAGAAUCUCACGACGAAAUCGCACCACAGGUUGGCGCAAGUAUCGGACUUCAGUCAAGUGGACUUCGUAUCCUUGAUCAGCUUGGUUGCGCCGAUGAGCUUAUGUCACUGGUUGACAUUCCACUAAACAAUACCUACAUACGAUAUCCCGACGGUUCAGUGAUCAAGCAUCAUAGCAGUGUCCAAGAUCAUUUGAUUGAGAGACACGGCUAUCCCACUAUCUUCAUCGACAGGCAGAUGCUGAUGCAGGUUCUUUACAACAAGCUCGAAUCAAAAGCCUCAGUACAGCCUGGUCAGAAAGUGGUUUCAGUUCUGGAACUAGACAACGGCAUUCAGGUUACGACAGACAAAGGCAAGGUUUUCGAAGGAGAUAUUCUCGUCGGGGCCGAUGGGAUCUACAGUAACGUCCGAAUGGAAAUGUGGCGCAUUGCAUCGCCAGGUUACUUUCCUGCUGACGAGUGGUCGAGAGUACCGUGCUACUACAAGUGCAUAUUCGGCAUCUCACGCCCCCUUGAGGACCUCAUCCAAGGUAGCCACUACGUCUACAACGACAAAUUCUCUUAUCUGGUUUUGGUCGGACCUGGAGGGAAGUUCUACUGGUUCCUAUUUGUCAAAUUGCCUAUUCCUCUUUACGGUCGUGAUAUACCGAGAUACACAAAGGUUGAUGAGGAGGAACUGGCCGCACAGCAUGCAUCCGAUCGCAUCACUCCCGAAGUCACUUUCGGUCAACUGUAUGGAGCUAGAACUAGCUCUACUCUGACGCCGCUCCAUGAAUAUGUUUUCGAAAGGUGGCAUUAUAAACGCAUCAUCACCAUCGGCGAUGCUGCUCACAAGUUUGAACCUCUAACUGGCCACGGAGGUAACUCUGCCAUUGAGACUGCCGCGUCUCUUGUGAACCAUUUGACCUCAGACGAGUGUUCAGACUGGAGCAAUGUACAAAUCGAAGCCGCCUUUGCCGCUGUACAAGAAGAGCGUUUCCGGAGAGUUCAAUGGCUCGUCAACGACGCGCACAAAACACAGCAAAUGCAGGCUAUGGCAACACCCUUCCUAGCAACUAUUGGUCCAAUCUUGGCUCGUCUAUCAAGCACCCAAACUGUACUUGAACUUGGCGCUCGCAAAUUCAUCGGUGCAACACGAAUCAGUAGCAUUCCUGUACCUCAACGGGAACACACAAUCCCAUUCAACGAUGAGCUACCGUCGCAACCUCUUUCGUGGACCUGGCUUCCUACAGGUCUAGGGAUUAUAGGCCAGGCAGCGAUAUUCCGCCUCGCGACACAGAUUCUUAGACCAUUGGAGAUUCCUACCACUUUUGGCGGCGAGCCUCUGGUGAAGCAUUACACAGGGCUUGUGACCUUGGACAAGAUCUUGACACACUUGGUUGCUGUGUUUGGAGUCCCUCUUGCUUCCGGGAACAUGGCGGCGAACCUGCAGUGGAUUUCUUUUACGCCAUUGCUAUUGUCUACUACGCUCGACUGGACUUUGGAGAGCUAUCGAGUUGGUUCAAAGGGUCUUCUUACUUCUUUUUCGUCGAUCUUUAGCACAAUCUACCAAAUAAAGGCGGUCGGACGCAUUGCACCUCUGUAUCACUUAAUUUCAGUGUGCGAGAGCAUUUUCAAGGGCUCUGUCACUCCAACAACGGACCGUUCGAUCGACAAGGAAGUGCUCGAGUCUUUCGUACCCGGCAUAGCCCUUGGAUACAUCAUGCCCACUGCGCUGAUGCUCUGGCCCUUCAAGAACAAGGCAACUUGGCAGGGGUUUACUGCGCUUUGGCAGCCAUUCCCCGUUUAUGUUGGUCUCAUUACUGCUGGUUUCUCAACAGCUCUACGCAGACAGAGGAUUGGAAACGUGGUGACUCGGCCUCGGCCGAAAACCUCGAAAGAGGUUUCCAACAGGAAACGAAAGGCCGAAACUCAGUCGCUACUGAGAUCUGUUUACGCGGUGGGAACCGCAGCUACGGCACUUGUCCAUUUUUAUACACUUUACCGCACGGCAUCAACUCCAAGACUCAGCUUUCCUGGUGUUUUCGGCAGUAUCAGAUACUUAGUAUCUGGUGCAUCUCCGUCUGAUCCUUCAGACAAGAUUCAUGUAUUCCUGCAGCGCGAUAUGUUCUUGAACGCGGUUUCUGUUCUUGCCAAUAGUUUUUACCGAACGCUUGAUCUGCGGCGCUUAGGAUACAUCACUAGUAAGGAAGCUUUGACGACUUCUUUAGCAGUAUUGGUAGCGCAACCGGUGCUUGGGCCGGCUGCAACUCACAUUGCAUUUGUUGGGUGGAGAGAGGAGAUGUUCAUGAGGAUUGAUAGACGGAUCAGUGCAUACAACUAG
Fusarium subglutinans is the source of this 2424-nucleotide messenger RNA. RefSeq names its product zeaxanthin epoxidase. Bases 1 to 2424 code for a protein of 807 amino acids. The record is from RefSeq and is a predicted model, not a curated record. Lineage: Eukaryota; Fungi; Ascomycota; Sordariomycetes; Hypocreales; Nectriaceae. Gene Ontology annotation, molecular function: FAD binding. The transcript is spliced from 4 exons.